GACGGAAUCAAACUGGUCGCCCCAAACAUGGCCUAAGAGGAGAGCUCCGAGGCUCCAACACAUUUCGGUUGGUACAACCCGAAUACAAGAUGGAGCUCCAUAACUGCAGUCAUCCUGCCUCUUCUCUUUCACUCUCUUCAUGGAACCGUCGGAGAUAGAAUCCAUCAGUGCAGCAUCCGCAGAGGUUUCUCGUCAGUUCAAAACCUUAAUCAACGCUGAGGAUCUUGAAUCUCUCAAGCAAUUGCAGCAUCUCAUGUUUGGUAGGUUGCAGGAUAGCAAUGUUGUCUUAUCACACUUUAAUGAGUACUCAGAGCAUUGUUUUGCCGAGGUUUCCAAUGAUUUCUCAAGAAAUACACGUCUCUUAAAGUCUAUGAAAUCAGACUUAGACUACAUAUUUCAAAAGCUGAGGGGCAUGAAAGCAAAAGUUAUAGCAACCUAUCCAGAUGCAUUUCCAAAUAGUUCAGCAAGAGAAGUACUGGACCAAAGACCAGACUUGGGAAUGCCUCAGUAAUGCCAAUGCUAGAAGUUGCAAGAAUUUGAGCAUAACAUUCUGUGAUUACUCCUGUUUUUCGUGUAUCAAUUGUUCACGACAUAAUAUUUGUUUGUGGAGAUCUUCAUGGAAAAAUGAAUAGUUGAAAAGUGUAGACAUCAGUUAUUUUGUUGUGUUGGAAGAAGUGAAUAGUUGAAAAGUGUAGACAUCGUUAUUUUGUUGUGUUGGAGCUACACUUCUUCCCUUUUUCCUCUGAUUAUUUGCUUUGAGUUCAAACCAGAAAGAAAUUUCAAUUUCUUUUGUUAGUUGAAA
Messenger RNA from Malania oleifera, 802 nucleotides. RefSeq names its product kxDL motif-containing protein LO9-177-like. The transcript has 3 exons. The record is from RefSeq and is a predicted model, not a curated record. Gene Ontology annotation, biological process: lysosome localization. Bases 140 to 511 code for a protein of 123 amino acids. NCBI's taxonomy places the organism in Eukaryota, Viridiplantae, Streptophyta, Magnoliopsida, Santalales, Ximeniaceae. Gene Ontology annotation, cellular component: BORC complex.